GAAGAGUGCCGCUCUGUACUUUCUGGGAUACGACUCCAAAUAUGGAAGUCUUAAAACGUUUUUCUGCAGGAGAUGAGGCCUAGCGAAACAAAGGAAAUCUAAAUCCCAGUGGACCCAAGCUGCACACUCCCCAGUCGCUCUCAUCCCCUUCACAUCAGGAGUGUUCACCCUUAGAAAACUUCAAUCCUUACACUUUUUCAGCAACCCAAAACGGGGAUCUCUGGCGCCCAACAGUCCGAGUGCAGAGUUGUUGAGGAUCGUAGGCGGUUAAUGGCUUCUGCGUGGAGAUAUGCAAGGGGAGGCAAAUCCUAGUGCUUCUCUUAUUGACAGAACCAUCAAGAUGAGAAAAGAAACAGAAGCUAAGAAAGUGGUUUUAGCCUGGGGCCUCCUAAAUGUAUCUAUGGCUGGAAUGAUAUAUACUGAAAUGACUGGAAAAUUGAUUAGUUCAUAUUAUAAUGUAACAUACUGGCCCCUUUGGUAUAUUGAGCUUGCCCUUGCGUCCCUCUUCAGCCUAAAUGCCUUAUUUGAUUUUUGGAGGUAUUUCAAAUAUACUGUGGCACCAACAAGUCUGGUUGUUAGCCCUGGACAGCAAACACUUUUAGGGUUGAAAACAGCUGUUGUACAGACGACUCCUCCACAUGAUCUGGCGGCAACCCAAAUCCCUCCCUCUCCACCUUCUCCUUCGAUUCAGGGUCAGAGUGUGUUGAGCUACAGUCCAUCUCGUUCACCCAGUGCCAGCCCCAAGUUCACAACCAGCUGUAUAACCGGAUACAGCCCUCAGCUGCAAGGUCUGUCAUCAGGUGGCAGCGGGUCCUAUAGCCCUGGAGUGACUUACUCUCCCAUCAGUGGUUAUAAUAAGUUGGCAGGCUAUAGUCCCUCUCCUUCUUCUCCACACCCUGCAACUGUUGGACCAGUGGAGGGCAGUGGGCUGAGAUCUCGCUACCGUUCUUCACCCACCGUCUAUAACUCCCCUACUGACAAAGAAGACUACAUGACUGACCUCCGGACUUUGGAUACUUUUCUCAGAAGUGAAGAAGAGAAACAGCAUAGAGUGAAGCUGGGGAGUCCAGAUUCUACCUCACCUUCCACCAGUCCUACCUUCUGGAACUACAAUCGUUCAAUGGGAGAUUACGCACAGACUUUAAAGAAGUUCCAGUAUCAGCUUGCCUGUAGGUCUCAGGCCCCGUGUGCUAACAAAGAUGAAGCUGAUCUCAGUUCUAAACAAGCUGCAGAGGAGGUUUGGGCAAGAGUGACUAUGAAUAGACAACUUCUUGAUCAUAUGGAUUCAUGGACAGCUAAGUUCAGAAAUUGGAUCAAUGAGACCAUAUUAGUGCCGCUGGUACAAGAGAUCGAGUCCGUCAGCACGCAGAUGAGACGAAUGGGCUGUCCCGAGCUCCAGAUAGGAGAGGCUAGUAUUACUAGCUUGAAGCAAGCCGCUUUGGUCAAAGCUCCCCUCAUUCCAACUUUGAACACAAUUGUGCAGUACCUAGACCUGACACCGAAUCAGGAAUACUUGUUUGAAAGGAUUAAAGAACUUUCUCAGGGAGGCUGUAUGAGUUCAUUUCGGUGGAACAGAGGUGGAGACUUCAAAGGACGGAAGUGGGAUACAGACCUGCCCACUGAUUCUGCUAUCAUCAUGCAUGUGUUUUGCACCUACCUCGAUUCCAGAUUACCUCCACAUCCUAAAUACCCUGACGGGAAAACAUUUACUUCUCAGCACUUUGUUCAGACACCAAACAAACCAGAUGUGACAAAUGAGAACGUUUUUUGCAUUUAUCAGAGUGCUAUCAACCCUCCCCAUUAUGAGCUAAUCUACCAACGUCAUGUCUACAACCUUCCAAAGGGACGAAAUAAUAUGUUUCAUACAUUGUUAAUGUUUCUCUACAUCAUAAAAACCAAAGAGUCUGGAAUGCUUGGAUUUUUCAGUUGUCUACAGAACUGCAAACCUUCAGGUGCUCCAUUUCCCUGUGACCGUGACCUGUCCGGCAUUUCCCUGUGGACGUCCUGCCGACUCUGCGGCCAGAACUGAAUUCACAUCUGCUGAAACCAGCUUGCUCUUCUAACCUCCCUUUUUCUGUUCAUUGUACUACCCGCUGCCCACGCUCAAAACUCCAGUGUCAUCUGUGAUUCCUUAGCUCCCUGGGUCCCCAGUCCAAUCAGGCACCAGACCUCAUCCAUUCUUUCUGAACAGUGUCUUGCAGCUGUCCCUUUCUGCGUCUGCUGCCCCUGUGCUCAUUUGCACCCUUAGCAGCUCACACAGGACCACUCCAACAGCCAAUUCAUCUCGCAGCUUCCUAAUUGUCGCCGCGCUUCCAGACUUUACAACUCAUCCCGCACAUUCUCUUCAAAUUCAUCUUCCUAAAACACCUGUUUGAUCAUUUCAUUCCCCUGAUCAGUUCCUUAGCCUGACAUUUAAAGCCCUCCGCAGUCUGGCCCCACGCCAGCCUUCUCCCAGACCCUCGGCCCCUUGCCGGGCUCUCUGCGCUCCCUCCCGCUCCUCCCGGCCGCUCUCUGGGGCAGCCCUGCCCGCCCUGCCUGCAGACUUCGCUCUGAUUAAAGCUGCUAUUCUUUGGAGCACGUCCUGACCGCUCCAGCUGGCAGUCAUCUCUCCCCCAGGGUGAUUGGAUCCGUGCCCCUCUCUGGCGCUCAGCAGCCGCACACAUAGACUCCAGAGCGACUUCUGGUCUAACAGUGCGUUGUCCUUCUUUUCUCGCCCUCCUAAAAGAACGGAGCUUUUUACUAGUCUGAGCUGUCCUGCUGUUCAGGAGGUCUUGACAAUGACUAAAGCCACCUUCUGGGAAAGGCCUGUGUUCUCUUUGAAGGACACCUUUCGAGCAGCCAGGCACCCUGGCUUCCUUGUGUUAGGCCUGCAGAGAAGGAAGCAGCCCCAGAACUGGAGAGCAGCAAGGGGGGCUGUCUGAGGGAGGUGUGCGGAAAAUGCCACCACCACUUCCCUGCACCCCGGUGGGUCCUCCCCAGUGAGCUGGGGUGAGGCCACUGCGCUUAGCACGUUGUUCCAAAUGCCACAGGUCCACCCAUCCCUCAGGGGUGGCUUUGGUCCCGGCUGCCAUCAGACUGGGUAGUGGCAAAAGGCAAAAAGCAAGACUGUAAGCAACAGAGGGCUGGGCUCUCUGGUGGGAAAGCUUUCGAGAAGGAUCUGUGGGUGCCUAGUCUGCACCCUAAAUUAGAGGGGUUGGGGCGCCUGGGUGGCUCAGUCGGUUGAG
Suricata suricatta (meerkat) is the source of this 3224-nucleotide messenger RNA. It is a transcript of the gene TMEM209, whose product is annotated as transmembrane protein 209. Gene Ontology annotation, cellular component: membrane. The transcript is spliced from 16 exons. NCBI's taxonomy places the organism in Eukaryota, Metazoa, Chordata, Mammalia, Carnivora, Herpestidae. The record is from RefSeq and is a predicted model, not a curated record. The coding region runs from base 290 to 2029 and encodes 579 amino acids.